Messenger RNA from Lingula anatina, 4377 nucleotides. Its product is annotated as arfaptin-2-like. Lineage: Eukaryota; Metazoa; Brachiopoda; Lingulata; Lingulida; Lingulidae. Gene Ontology annotation, molecular function: protein domain specific binding; phospholipid binding. Gene Ontology annotation, biological process: regulation of Arp2/3 complex-mediated actin nucleation; intracellular protein transport. The record is from RefSeq and is a predicted model, not a curated record. Gene Ontology annotation, cellular component: trans-Golgi network membrane.
UAGUAUUUUGGAAAAAAAUCAUCUACUUACAGAUCAAGUGUUUCUUACAUGAAAAAAGCAGUAAUGAAAAGUCUUACUGGAAGAAACAGAAGUUGAUUUUUAAGUCUGUUUAGACUAGAAUUAUUUUCAACCCUAAGACUGACUGUAGACUAACAUUGAAGGUGACGGUAUAUUUUCUGUUGUGAUGGACAUGUGGUGUAUUAUGUAAAUUUAGAAAUUGCACAAAAAUAAUGAAUUUUCUUAUGAAUGCUUCUGACAAACUAAUUUGAUAAUACCUACUAUUUUUAUCCCAUAAUGUGUUAUGUAAAGUUACUUUGCAUCUAUCGGCCUGAAGCUGUAGUCACAGACGGAAAUCGUGACUGGGCAUUCAGUCAGUUUUAAUUUCCUGCCUGCUGUAUUGGAUGAAAAAGCUAUUGGUUUCACUAAAUUGCCUUGUUAUUAAUUACGCUACCUUAGCCAACAUUCUCUUUACAUUUAACCAAAGGUAUUGUGUUGACACCCAAAUAUAUCAUGAAUAAGUUUCAGGACCUCUAAUUUAAAUAGUAUUUUCUCAUCGAUUAAACCAUUUUAUUUUGUGACCAAAUGGCUGAAUAAAGAGCAGCACUAAUAUUUCUUUUACUUCUUUUUCUUAAUAUGCCAAGAGUGCUACCCUUAAGAGUCCAUCGAAGAUGUUAUUCCCGUCUUCCCAAUCAAUACUGGCCCCAUUCCAAUUCCACUGUGCUGCUUGGGGAGAAUAAAGAUUGGUCCUAUAAUCUACAGCAAUGGCAGAGUCUCAAACCUCGCAAGCCGUCAAUGGGAUAGAAGACGACAGGUUUGAGCAGGAUCUGAAAGAAAUGCUGCGAGAUGGACCAGUCCUUAAUGACAGCAGCUCCACUGUCCAGAGUGGGGCCAUGACUAAGGUGGACAGUGUGGGUCCAGCCAGCAUAAAACCCCCUCUGUACACAGCAGGCAUGCAGAGAUCACAGACCUUCCCUACAUCUACUGGUAGUCCCAAUAUGUCUGCAAGAAAUGGCGGAGGGACCAACCCCCCACGUCCGUUUUCUCAGACGGCUUCCUCCAAACUUGAUAGUAUCAAAGAGUGGAGUCUCAACACAUUCAAGUGCACCAAACAGCUGUUAGCAGAGCGCCUGGGCAAGGGCUCUAGGACGGUAGAUCUGGAAUUAGAAUCAAAAAUAGAAGUACUGAGAGACACACAGAGAAGAUAUUCCAAUGUGUUAAAGUUGUCACGUGCUCUGACCAAUCAUUUUUAUCAUGUUGUGCAAACACAGAGGGCGCUAGGGGAGGAUUUUGCGGAGCUAGCGCAGAAGUCGCCAGAGUUGCAGGAGGAGUUCAAUUAUAACAGUGAAACGCAGAAAGCUUUGGUCAGAAAUGGUGAAACACUACUAGGUGCUUUGAAUUUCUUCACCUCGAGCAUCAACACCCUGAUCAACAAGACAAUGGAAGAUUCCUUGGAAACCAUUAAGCAGUAUGAAGCUGCAAGGAUUGAGUAUGAUGCCUAUCGCACAGAUCUGGAUACCCUGCAGUUGGGACCAAAGAACCCACAGACCAUCCCAAGGCUUGAGGAGGCCAAGAGAAAGUUCCAGCUCCAUAAAGACAAGUUUGAUAAACUACGAGAAAACGUGUCCGUUAAGUUGCAGUUCUUAGAUGAGAAUAAGAUCAAAGUGAUGCACAAGCAGCUGUUGUUGUUCCACAAUGCCAUAUCUGCCUACUUCUCGGGGAACCAGUCAGCUUUAGACACCACUCUGAAGCAAUUUAAUAUCAAACUGAAACCAACAGGGGAUUCCCCCUCAUGGCUGGAGCAGUGAGCUCACUGUGGUGGUUUCUCUCACCUUUGUUGCUGAAGAUGAUUCUUUAGAGCUGGAGUCUAGGUUAAAACUUCAUGGAAUAAUGGAGCAGAAGCUCCCCUUUUUUUUCUUUUUUUUUUUUUUCACGCCCUUCUUUGCCAUAGUCAAGUACAUGGCAGGAAGAGCACAGGAAUUAAACAUUAGCAAACACAAAGACGUUACAAAUAAUGAUUUGUAUGAUAUCUUGGACAUAAUAUUGUGAUUUUGUCCAUGAUGAUACUAACAGACAACCUUACACAGAGUUCUGAUGGACCAGGCUGAAGUCAACCUUUACACUCAACUUUCACUUCUAUAUCAGUUGAUUACAUUUGAUUAAACAACUUUAAUUUAAUUGCCAUUGUGCUCCAUUUUAAUGUGAUGAUGCAAGCUCCAAGUUCACAGUGAUAACUUGGAAGAAAAGAUACAUGAAUAAUACAGUUAUUCUUGAUCAAGCUCCGAGUUCAGAGUGAUAACUUGGAAGAAUAGACAUAUGAAUGAUACAGUUAUUCUUGAUAUUUGAAUGAAAUAUGAAGAGGUUAUCUGUCUGUGUCUUUAUUUGACUGAAAGUGACUUUUUUUUUUGCCUUGUUAGAUGCUGAACUUUUUUCACCCAGUCUUUUCCAAAAUUUUAUCAGGUGUUUAUUGUUAUGAUAUGUGAUUAUAUUGCAUUAUUUAUGGGUACGUCACUGUUAUGGACUUUGUUACAUGCAUUCAAGUUGCAGUCUGUUAAUUUUGUUGCAUAAGAUGUUUUCGUGUCAGCUCUUUUAUUCUCCAAGAAAGAUAAAAUUAGUUGAAAUAAAGUUGGUGGUCAUAGUAAAAAUUAACGUCCAAUGUAAAGUGCAGGCACAUAGAUGUAGGCUGUGCCCAUUGGUUAAUAUCUUAUCAAACCAGGUGAAAUAUUCAUAUUAAAUAUGUGUACAUAGCUUUGUUAAAAUGCAGAUUGGUGUAGAUAUCAAGUGAUUUCUAAGAUGUGAUGAAGCAAGUGUAUUCCAAGCACCUGUCGUGUUCAGAGCAGGAGAAUUAGUUUUAGGUGGGAAGGGGGGAGGUUAAGUGGUGUCCCAUUGUUGACAAAUAUUCAAGACUGAUUGAUGAGUGCUUACUUCAUUCAAUUUAUUUCUGAAGUCAGAGAUACUAAAUGCUGAAGCUGUCUCCUGGUCUCUUUCAUAGUUAGGGUUGGUAUUCUGAACAGACAAUCUUUGAUAGAUGCAUUUUGUUUUUUAAUUAAGUUGAUGUGGCUAUGGGUUUUUUAGAGGGUCUUGUUUGUUGUAGGAUGGUAAAGUGGUGGUGAUUAGAGAUAAAAUCUAUAUAAUUUGUCAUUUGUGACUUUUAAUUACGUCAUUUCUUAAGUACAAUGUACAUUAAAGACUUACAAAGUCAUAUGAUUGACAUUAGCAGUAAUUAACUUUUGGGUACAAAUUCAACUGUGAAAUUAUUUGUAGUCUAUUUCAAAUUUUGCUCUUAGAAAUUGACGAAUGGUUGUGACAAAAAAUGUAAAAUCUGUUUUGCCACUAAUUUCUUUGUUGUCAGUAAUUCUAUUUCUUUAGAAAUGGUUCUGUUAAAAAUCUUGUGAAGUAUUAAAGUCUGCCCCCAACCUCUUCCUGGUAGAAUUUGCUUCCCUGGAGAAUACUGUAGCAGCUGUUGUAAUGUACAUAGUUUUGUGUGAGAAACGAUACUGGAUUUUGGUGGGAAACAAUUAUAAUUUUAGUUGAAAAAUGAUGAAUGUGUUGAUAAGUGUUGUAAUGACAAUUAAAAAAGGGAUAAUUGCAAUAUAAGUCUGCUAGUUUGUUAUAGGAAGUUUUGGUAGACUUUCAGUCCUUGCUUUUGAUACUGUUAUUUGUGAUUGCUUUAUUUCAAUUUACUUAUAUUUUUUUGAUAAUCAUUAUAUAUUCUUUAUAUUUCAGUUGCAUGUAUGGAUGCCAUACAUUGUACAUAGAUAUGCCACGUUUACAAACGGUCAAUAAAUAACAGAUGGGUUAACUUUGUCCUUGUUUACUUUUGAAAUAGAAAAUAAUUAAGGUCUUGGAAGUUGAAAUUUAAAGUACAAAAAUUUUUGUAGAAAAGCACUAGUGCUAGUAAGCUUAAAGAUGUACAAAAUUUGCUCCCUUCACUUCCUUAAAUUAUAUUUCAGAUGAUUGAAGUGAUAUAUGACAAACAACACUGUUUAAAUUUAAAUAGUGUAUUUUUUACACACGCAGAUCUUACAUGGUGCCAUUUAGUUUUGAAAAAUUUUACAUUUUAACUCUGCCCUGUUUCAAUUAAUUAAAUUCAGUAAACAAAUAUAUUAAAGCAUACUACAACAAUUAAUACAUGAUGAUGUAACAGGAAACAUCUAUAAUGUCCCACUGUGUUGAUAGUCCUUAUCUGUCAUAUGUGGAGGAGUCAUGCUAUCCACCUUAAGUUUGCAAAUUCCCUUUAAAUAUAACAGGUCCUGUGUAACACUGGAAAAACCUGCUACGCAUUCCUUCCUUGUACUCCAAGGCCCACUCCAGGAUGUAAUAAUCAAUGUAUGUUCACUUCAGAUAACAAUUCCUCAGAAUGUUUUCAUAAGAAAUGAA